Molecule: messenger RNA, 7186 nt
Organism: Oncorhynchus kisutch (coho salmon)
Lineage: Eukaryota; Metazoa; Chordata; Actinopteri; Salmoniformes; Salmonidae
Gene: pwwp2a
Product: PWWP domain containing 2A
Exons: 3
Coding region: 30-3071 (1013 amino acids)
Cellular component (GO): nucleus; chromocenter
Molecular function (GO): chromatin binding
Source: RefSeq, a predicted model, not a curated record
CCUGGCCGUAGAAGCAAAGCGGAAAGAAAAUGGCGGCCGUGGCUGCGGAGCCAGGAGCUGUUGCGGUAUCAACAACAACAGCGGGGGACUGUGGUGAGCUCGAACCGGUGCCAGCUGUGCCGGGGGGCAAACUCGACUCCGAUGCAACGCAGCAGUACGCGCCAGUAAUAGACCUUGUUCACCAACUCAAGGAUGGGGAUGCAGUUCAGGAAUGCAGCCAGGUCCAAAUGGAGCUAGUGAGCAGGCCAGACCAAGAAGCCGCGGGAAAAGUCCUCGCUGCUUGUGCAUUGGAUGAACACAUCGAUACAGGAUGUCUCAUGGUCGGCUUAGAAAAUACCGAUAACCAUUCUCGCGGGGGCUAUGGUUCGAAAUACACAAUGUCGAGGGCAGAACGUUUGAAACAAUUUUUUUCGCCUAAUGUUGAUCCUGCAAACGAGCUCAGUAAGCACGAGCCCUACGCCUGCCAUCAGAAUAGCUCCAUCUCCGAUUCACAGCCAUCGGUGGUCUUUUUGCAUUCGUUCCCUGCGCAUCCUGUGACUACGGAGGCUGGGCUGUCGUUGGCAGAGCCAGCAGAGCCCAUAAUCAAUUACUAUCAAAACACAGAAUUAACCCAACCUACUAUUAUCGAGUGUGACUAUAGAGCUUUAAUUAAACCGUCCCAUGAGGCUGAACUGGAGCCCGAAUCAGCAGAUGAUGCUCUUUCUGGUACCGAGUACAAGGCCGAGUUUUUGGGAGAUGCCUCUCUUGAACAUCCCCAGUCCAUAGAACACGUCGACUCUCUGCCAGUUCUAGAGACGGAGACACACAUUGGAACACCCAUGGAGACUGGAUACAUUUAUGACUUUUCGAGCAUCACAAACCAGAACUCUGCGAGUCCCGAGCUUCCUGUAAUGGCAGUGGGUCAGGUUGACUCCUCGGCAGAACUUGGGGACUCGUGCUCACGACAGCGGAGUUUGGAAACGAACUUCCACGAGAGCGAGACCGUAUUGAAUCCCCCUCACCCCAUGACCGUUGCUGAUACUGAGGAGGUACAGUCCGAGUCAGUGGACAAUCUGAUACCUGGUUCUGAAGUUCGAGUAUCUCUGGAUCACAUCAUCGACGACGCACUGGUGGUGUCCUUUCGGUUAGGGGAGAAGAUCUUCUCUGGGGUUCUGAUGGACCUCUCUAAAAGGUUUGGACCCUAUGGAAUUCCAAUCACUGUGUUCCCAAAGAGAGAAUACAAGGAUAAACCUGAAUCUAUGCAGCUAAAGACAGAACCAUUCCAGCCAGAAAAGGUGGAAAUGCCAGUCCAGGAAAACCCUGACAGCCAAGUUGUCGCAAUCCCCGAACCAAACCCUGACCCCCAGCCUAAGCCUAACCCAUGGACUUCAAAACCUCCGCCACUGUUUCAGGAGGGAGCCCCUUACCCUCCGCCAUUGUUCAUCAGGGACACCUACAACCAGUCGUUACCUCAGCCACCCCCCCGCAAGAUCAAGCGGCCCAAGCGCAGGCUGUAUCGCGAGGAGCCCACCUCUAUCAUGAACGCCAUCAAGUUGCGGCCCCGCCAGGUGCUCUGUGACAAGUGCAAGGGGACUGUCAUGACCGUGGACAAGAGGGAGCCACGUAGAGGCCCUGUGUCGGACUCUAGGGGCGAGGACACCAAGCGGAGACGCAACGACAGUUCAGCUACUGUCAGCAAGCGGCCACGUAAUGACUCUCGCUCUGAGGAGAAGCGCCAUGCUGCUGAGGCGUCCAAACGGCAGGCCUCAGGGAUUCGAGUCUCCUCUUCCUCUUCUCUGGGCCAGGUGAAAGGCGGAGCUGGAGGGAACAGGGUUCUGAGGACAACAGCCACCACAACAACAUCACCGGUCAACAGCAGCUCCAGAGUCCAGCUCAAUGCCAAGAAAGUGCUACAGAGCAAAAAUGUUGAUCACUCCAAGGCAAGGGAGGUGCUGAAACUGGCCAAGGCGCAGAAGAGGCAGAGAGAGACUACAGUGGUCACUGGCAGCAGUGGCAACGCCAAGACGAUGACGAGGGCCGCUGCCCUGCAGGAGGCCCACGCCCACCAGAAGGUCCACUUCACCCGGCGGCUGCAGCAGAUCAGCGGGGUGGGACCAAGCAACGCCACCCCUCUGCCACCCAGGAUGCGCAUCAAGCCCCAAAGGUACCGUAAUGAAGAGAAUGACUCUUCUACAUGUAAGCCGCCUUGCCUCGAGAAAGUGCCGGGAAGUGGCCGUUUGUCCCCUCCAAAGCCAGGCGCGCCCCGCUGCACCUCCACGCGCUCCUCCUCCUCCUCCUGCUCCACAGGCGAGGCCACUGCUGCUGAAAACCAGGGUCUAGAUAAAGGGCCAGAACCUGAGCUCAGUCCUCAGACCCAAUCCCAGACCCAAGUGGAACCCCUCACAGCCACGGAGCACAGCGACCCCAAGGUGGAGCCAGAGGAGCAGGGGGGGCGGGAGGAGAGGCGGGAGACGCGCGGCAGCAAGGCUGGCAACCUUGUGGUGUACAUGACCCUUAACCCCAGCCAGCCUGACUCCUCUAAUACCUCCAUGUGCAGCGUUGAUAGUGCAGAUGACUUAAAGUCUUCAAACUCAGAGUGUAGCUCCACCGAGACCUUUGACUUUCCCCCUCCCGGUGAUUUGCACUCGCCCCCCGCACCCGGCACAUCCUCAGCAGUCACUGACCCCUCGCCAGCACCUACGGAAGAGAAAACCCCUCGUAAAUCUCAGAAAGUGUUUUCCAAAAAUGUGUCUAAGUGUGUCUCUCUGGACGGCAGGAGCAUUUGCGUAGGGGACAUCGUUUGGGCCAAAAUAUAUGGUUUUCCUUGGUGGCCAGCCCGCGUCUUAGGCAUCCAGAUCAGCCGCAAAGAUAAUGGGCUCUUAGUCAGGCAGGAGGCCCGUGUCGCCUGGUUCGGUUCACCCACCACCUCCUUCCUGGCACUUGCACAGGUCGCCCCCUUUCUAGAAAGCUUCCAGUCACGCUUCGACAAGAAGAGAAAGGGCUUGUACCGUAAAGCCAUCACAGAGGCAGCCAAGGCUGCCAAGCAGCUCACUCCUGAGGUUCGCGCCUUGCUUACGCAAUUCGAGACGUGAGGUGGUGUGCUUUGGGGAAAAGGAAAGUGCUACAACGCUGAAGGGCUGCUGAUGGGUCCUUUACACUGCCAGACGGAAGGACAUGUCCAGAAUUGGAGACGUCAUCGAUAUAAUUAUUUUUUAUUUAAGUAUCGGAAGAAGGAACAUUUAUAUAUUUAUAAUGAAUUGCAGACCUACUCCACCUCUGAGCCUGUCCAUCAUGCUGAAUACCAUUUGAUUUCUUUGAGCAGGCGUCCAUGUCCACAAGCAUGUGACCUUAGUUUGAGUGAGGACAUCUGCAGAGUAGACGAGCACUCUGACCAUUAUAGAUAUCUAUUACAUUUGUAUUACAUACAUGUUGACAGGACACAGGAUUUUGCAGGGUUUUUAGUAUGUUGAUCAGUGAUCUUGAAAUGCAAAGACAAAAAAAUGAAUAAAAACAAUACUAUGUAAAACAUUUAUAUUAAUGCAAUAAAGAUUGCAUGUGCUAUGCUAUUACAGUGCAUUUGCAGAAGGCUGUGCUUUGUUGUGUUGAAGCAGUCUUGAAAAAGAAUACUGGUGUCUCAAGCCCGUUUAUACCUGGUGUCCGAGAAGACGAUCAAACUUGACUAUCUAGAGGAAGUAAAAGUUGUAACAAGGUUUCCGUAGGUGAACCUGCGGAAGGAUCAUUCUGAUCCUGUCCACAGUCUGAUUGUGCCCACAUUUGAAGUGAAGUGAUUGUGAUCAGAUCUUCCUGACCACCCCAGGAGGUAGUCAGGGACACGUAUCUGGAUUAUCAAACAUUUUAAAUCGUCCCUCUUGACUCAAGGCAAUAGAUUUAUCAAUAUUUCUCCCCAAAUUCGUGGUAUCCAAUUAGUAGUUACAGUCUUGUUCCAUUGCUGCAACUCCCGUACAGAUUUGGAAGAGGCAAACCAGGAUCUCUAAUGGCACAGCUAGCACUGCGAUGCAGUGCCUUAGUCCACAGCGCCACUAGGGAGACCCAGCAAUAUUUGUGUUAACAUAAAAUAAAAAUUUGCAUUAAUAUGCUGAAUUAUACCUUUUUUGAGAAAGGUGAUUGGGAGGAUUAGAACCUGUGACCUUCUGGUCCCUUGCCACAUCCAUUGCACCAGCAGGGGGAUGGUACUAGCCCAGUCUUGUCACAUAUUUAAAGCUGUUCAGCCAGAAAGUUAGUAGAUUAGAAAUGUGAUAAGUUGAAAAUGUUGGUUAAAUUAUAAAAAAUAAGUUGUAACUGGGAUUCGAACUGGCAACCUUGCGGGUCGCAACCAAUGAUAUAUAUAUACACACACACGUACGUGUAUUUUUCUUAAUGUCAACAUUUGUUUAAUUCUAUUACAGACACCUUAAUGCAUACUUUCAAAUGAUAUGUGAGCUGAACAUACACAUUUUAAUUUUAAACAUUUAAAGUACGUAUGUCCCCACUACAACAACAAAAUACUUAAAUCAAUGUAAUUUUGUCCCUGAAAACAAUAAGUAAUUGAAAUACUGUAGAAUUACAUGAAUUCCUAUUGAGGAUUGCUUCUUCUGAGUUCCAAUAUGGCCGACCAGUGGAUUCUAAGCCUCUCAUCGACCAAUACAUAGCAUCAGCAAUCUAACGUUCAUAGACAUCAUUUGUUGCAACCCGCAUUUAACGCCCUCCAUCCUACCUCCCUAAAGGGCCUUUUUUUUCUGUUGCUCUCACCUGUAACUCCAACCACUGAUAUUCUAAGCUUUGCCCACUGAGCAUUAUGCCUAGAUUAAAACAGAUCAAGCGAUAGCUGACACCCGCAUAGCUGAUGGCGGUGUUGAAGGUGUAACUGCGUUGGAGCUGUCAAAUCGGUGAGCAGCUGCUCUUAAUCGUGGUCACGAAACCACACCCAUUUCACUUCACUCCCAUUUCACUCGCAUUAGAAGAACGAGAAACUAGGCUAUUUACAGUGCAUUCACAUUUUGUUAUGUGACAUCCUUAUUCUAAAAUUGAUUAAAUACAAAUAAAUCUCAAGCUACACACAAUAUCCCAUAAUGACAAAUCAAAAACAGGCCUUUUAGAUAUCUUAGCACAUUUAUUUACAUAAGUAUUCAGACCCAUUGAUCAUCCUUGAGAUGUUUCUACAACUUAAUUGGAGUCCACCGGUGGUAAAUUCAAUUAAUUGGACAUGAUUUGGAAAGGCACACACCUGUCUGUAUAAGGUCCCACAGUUGACAGUGCAUGUCAGAGCAAAAACAAAGCCAUGAGGUUGAAGGAAAUAAGCUGAGACAGGAUUGUGUCAAGGCACAGAUCUGGGGAAAGGUACCAAAAAAUGUCUUCACCAUUGAAGGGCCCCAAGAACUACGUGACCUCCAUCAUUCUUAAAUGGAAGAAGUUUGGAACCACCGAGACUCUUCCUAGAGCUGUCCGCCCGUUCCACACUGAGCAAUUGGGUUUGAAGGGCCUUGGUCAGGAGCUGACCAAGAACCCGAUGGCCACUCUGAAAGAGCUCCAGAGUUCCUCUGUGGAGGUAGGAGAACCUUCCAGGACAACUAUGUCUGCAGCCCUCCACCAAUCAGGCCUUUAUGGUAGAGUGGCCAGACGGAAGCCACUCCUCAGUAAAAGGCACAUGACAGCCCGUUUGAAGUUUGCCAAAAGGCACCUAAAGGACGCAGACCAUGAGAAACAAGAUUCUCUGGUCUGAUGAAACUCCCGAUCUAACAUCUCUGGAGAGACCUGAAAACAGCUGUGCAGCGACACUCCCCAUCCAUCCUGACAGAACUUGAGAGGAUCUGUAAAGAAGAAUGGGAAACUCCCCAAAUACAGGUGUGCCAAGCUUGUAGCGUCAUAGCCAUGAAGAUGAGGCUGUAAUUGCUGAUAAAGGUGCUUCAACAAAGUACUGAGUAAAGGGUCUGAAUACUUAAGUAAAUGUGAUGGCAAACAUUUCUAAAAACCUGUUUUUACUUUGUCAUUAUGGUGUAUUGUGUGAAGAUUGAUGAGAACAAUUUUAGAAUAAGGCUGUAACGAAAAAACAAAAAUGUGGAAAAAAGUCAAGGGGUCUGAAUACUUUCCAAUCACACUGUAGAAAUGACACUCAAAUUGAAAAUCAUUAAACAAAAUCAUGAGGAUUUCUAUCAGCCUUAUCAAGGUGUAGAUUACAUCUCACAGUCCAGUGUUAGAAUUUGUAAACAAGGCUGCAUGGGAUUUCUCUUAAUGUGACUCCAUUGCCAAUGGCAAUGUCCACUUUAAGUAUAAUGCUGGGAACAGCUUGUGGAUGUAACUCAGUUCCACCUCUUGACACCGUCAAAAGAUCAGCUAUGUGGAUGUAGGAGGAUCACCAUCAGUUAUUUUGAUCGUCUACACCGGUCUAAAAAUGUGGGCCCAAUCAGAAUGUGGACGAUAUCAGCACCAGGUAUAAACGGGGCUUCAGUCUGCCCCAACCUUAUACCAGCUCCUGUUGUCCCACAGUAAGCUACCCGCUGAGCUACAAGCAGCCUUAAAGAACAGGAGUUAGCUGAACAACUCCAAAUGUCUAGACUGUUCCUGGGGAGAUGCAGUACUUAGUGUGUAAUCUACAAUUGACUGGCAGAUACAGAAAAUCAAAGAUAUCAUGCUCCCCCAGUCCUGUAGGGCUCUAUUCAAUCAGCUUCACUGAAGCGUAAGAAAUGUUAAGGUAAUAUCCUUAUGAGCCGACAUUAUGCAGCGUUUAACGCGAAUGCAGUCUCCACUAACGCGGGAACAUUGCCUUUAAAUUUCGCUGAAGCCCCCUUCAUCCAGCAGAUUUUUUUGAUGACAUGACAUUUUAUGUGCAAAUUUAAGCGUACAUGUCAUUUUCCUUGCCAGAUGUCCCUAUUCAGUCACUCUCUAGGGUUAAAACCACAAUAUUCCUCCCUGACUUUCCUCCUCACUUCAAGACAAGCAGAGCCAGUUGACUGGACCGAUUGUGAGGUCACAGGCUGGAUUGGGGAUUCCCAAAGGGAAACAAACACAUGGUCAAGUCAGUCAGGAGCAGCUGAAGAGAGCCACAGUGACUGAAUCAGCUGUGGCUCAUCUCUCGCCAUCUCGUGUACAUGUAUGCGUUUUGAUACAAUCUAUUAAUGUCUUGACUUAACACACUGGUGGAUGUGGGAAAUCCUGUUUUGUAAUUACUGUAUAUCUCCUAAAAUCAGUAAAUCUGCUUUUUGCCUUUGUA